Molecule: messenger RNA, 1520 nt
Organism: Triticum aestivum (bread wheat)
Lineage: Eukaryota; Viridiplantae; Streptophyta; Magnoliopsida; Poales; Poaceae
Product: 3-ketoacyl-CoA synthase 6
Exons: 1
Coding region: 47-1333 (428 amino acids)
Biological process (GO): fatty acid biosynthetic process
Cellular component (GO): membrane
Molecular function (GO): acyltransferase activity, transferring groups other than amino-acyl groups
Source: RefSeq, a predicted model, not a curated record
ACAUCAUCAUCAUCAGUACCAGCGCGCCGUGGACAAUUCCAUCCCUAUGGUCACCGUGCCCGUUGCGGCUGCCGGCCUUAUCGCGAUGGUGCGCUUGGGGGCGGAGGAGCUGGCCAGCCGACUCUCUGUGCUCAACCCAGUGCACCUGUAUUUGGCCUGUUUCUUCCCGGCCGCAGCGGCCAUCGUCUACCUAAUGCUGCGUCCGCGCGCGGUGUACCUCGUCGACUACGCCGGCUUCCGUACCCCGUCUAACUGCCGGGUACCCUUCGCCACAUUUCUGGAGCACGCCAGACAACUGCCCGAGUUCAACGAGCGCAGCAUCCGGUUCAUGACGCGGUUGCUGGAGCGCUCAGGGCUCGGGAACGAGACUUGCCUGCCCCCGACACACCACUACAUCGGGACGCACAAAUAUUGCACCGUUGACGCAGCGCGCGCCGAGUUCGAGCUCGUGGCUUUCUCAGCCAUCGACGACCUGCUCGCCAAGACCGGUAUCGGCCCGGACGCCAUCGACAUACUCAUCGUCAACUGCAGCUUGUUUUGUCCCACUCCGUCUUUGGUCGACAUAAUCAUAAACAAGUACAAGCUGCGGAGCGACGUCCGCAGCAUGCACCUCUCCGGCAUGGGAUGUAGCGCGGGGAUGAUCUCCGUGAUGCUCCUGCCUAACUGCCUCUUCCGCAUAGGCGGAGCGGCCGCGCUGCUGUCGACAUCGUCGGCAAAGGCCCGGUUCCGCCUAAAGCAUGUCGUGCGCACCCUCACCGCCGCGGACGACAGUUCGUUCCGGUGUGUGUUCCCGGAGGAGGACGGAGAGGGCCACCGGGGGAUCAACCUCAGCAAGGAUCUGAUGAACAUCGCCGGCAACUCGCUCAAGGCCAACAUCACUGCAAUGGGCCCACUCGUCCUGCCGGCCAGGGAGCAGCUCAUGUUCGCCUUCUCCUUCAUCGCACGGAAGGUGAUCGGCAAGAGAGUGAAGCCGUACGUCCCGGACUUCCGCACUGCCUUUGAGCACUUCUGCAUCCACGCCGGUGGCCGCGCGGUCAUCGACGAGCUGCAGAAGAGCCUUAGCCUUUCCGACGAGCAGGUGGAGGCAUCACGCAUGACGCUGCACCGGUUUGGAAACACGUCGAGCAGCUCGUUGUGGUACGAGCUGGCCUACAUAGAGGCCAAGGGCCGCAUGCGCAAGGGCGACCGCGUGUGGAUGAUCGGCUUCGGAUCCGGAUUCAAGUGCAAUAGUGCGGCGUGGGAGUGCAUCGAGCCUGCGCGCAACGCGCAUGGACCGUGGGCAACGUCCAUCCACAGAUAUCCGGUGGAUGUUACUGAUGUUUUCAAGCAUUAACUGCUGGCUAUGAGGGUGCAUGUGUAAUAAAUGGCUAUAGGAACAGAAAUUGCUAAUGGGGCCCGAGCCUCAUGGAGCCCUUAAUUUUAAAAAAAGGUUGUAAAAAAUUCUGAAGAAAAAUACACACAUACAUAUGGAUGUAUAUAUACUACUCUCUCUGUUUCAUAAUAAGUUGUUGUAGUUCAAA